GAACUCUAGUGUCUGUCAAUGUUUUUAAGGUAGUAACAUUGAUCAGCCAGUCGGCAUGACACCUGAAGGAGUGGCAAGACGAGUCAGCAGAAAUUAAAGUACGGAAAAGCUUUGAGAAUUUUCUUGAAAGAGAGUUCUAUACGUUUGAAGUUAAAACGCAGCAGCGGAUGGCCCUCUCUGUGGCUGGUGUGGGGCCUGCUAAUGCGAGAAGAACACCCAUCUGAACCUAUGACUGAGUAAUGAACCUAAACCCCUUCUGGAGCAUGUCUGCCAGCACAAGUCGUAAGAGAACUGAUGAAGAGCAGAGUGGGCACGGGGACCAGAGAGCCAGCCCAGUCCGGACUCACUUUGGUAAAAAGGUCCUUCCGCCCAUUCCUAAGAAUGCAACCCCGAUUACAAAACCUGCAUCAAUGGGCAGUGCGACCCACUCGGCUAAUGGCACACACGCCUCCUAUGGCCCGUUUUACUUGGAGUACGCUCUGCUGGCGGAGUUCACACUCGUCAUUAAGCAGAAACUCCCUGGAAUUUAUGUCCAGCCAUCCUACAAGUCGGCACUAAUGUGGUUUGGGGUCAUAUUCAUCAGGCACGGUCUGUAUCAAGAUGGCGUCUUCAAAUUCACUGUGUAUAUUCCAGACAACUAUCCAGAUGGAGAGUCUCCUAAACUGGUAUUUGACAUCCCAGUCUUCCACCCUCUUGUGGACCCAGUAUCUGGAGAACUUGAUGUCAGAAGAGCUUUCACCAAAUGGAGACGGAAUCACAACCACAUCUGGCAAGUCUUGAUGUAUGCACGUACAGUUUUUUACAAGAUCAACACAACGGAGCCUCUAAACCCAGAAGCUGCAGUACUGUAUGAAAAAGAUGUGCAGCUGUUCAAAAGCAAAGUGGUGGAGAGCGUUAAACUAUGCAACAGUCAUCUUUUUGACCAGCCUAAGAUAGAUGAUCCCUACGCAAUAAGUUUCUCUCCAUGGAACCCAGCAGUGCAUGAAGAGGCAAAGGAGAGGAUGUUCACAUUCAAAAGACGGCCAGAGGAACACCACAAAGGAACACAGGUGUCAGGGUUAUCUUGGGUAAAGCCUGGUUCGACCCAGCCUUUCAGCAAAGAAGACAGUCCUCCUCAGAGCUGAAACUGCACCGUCGCUGUCUUGGCCACUAGAUGGAGACAAACAUUAACUGCUACACCUCUGGCUUUCCUCAGCCAUUUGUGUAGUUUGCCCUUGAAAUGGUUGGGAGAGUAUCAUUUUUAUCUCCACUUUAUUGCUCAGCUUUAAAAGCUCUUUAGGCUGCUCAUGACACAGCUGUAGAACAAUAAAAAGUAGUUUUGUAUCGUAAAAUGAAAAAUAGAUAUCUAAGCGACAUCAUUCAGGCUGUGAUGCAGUCAAAGUACAUUGUCAUUCAAUUUCUACUCCAUGCACAUUUAGUUAGAAGGGAAGAUAAAGUUCCAAAAGCAGGUAAAAUGUAUAAGCAAAGCACUUUGUAUACAUAUGGUAAGUAUAGUGGACUGCUUGAUUUAAAACCACUUGUGAAAUUGGCUUAGGACAGUAUGGUUUUUUUAUGGUUUGUUUGUUUUUUGGGGAUUAAACCAGAGUGAGUAAAAAGGUAUUCACACCUACUCCCAAGAUCCAAUAAGGUGGCGUUUUCAAUUCUUGUCCUCGGCACACUGUCCUGCAUGUUGUAGAGGUGUCCCUGCUCCAACACAUUCGAUUUUAAGGGCUUAAUUCUGCAGAACCCUGUUGUUUUACUACAACUUUACGUUAGGUGUACUGAAGUUUACAUGCAGAACAUUAUGAGCUGAAGACCAGGGGUGGGGAAUGCUGCUCUAGAGGUUAACAUAAUUUGCUUUGUUUUUAAAUGGGAAGCAGUUUUUCAGUUAAUCUUGGUUGUGUUUUAUGUAACUCCUAAUAUGUGUAAAGCAGAGCAGCCAAGUAUAAAUUUAAAUGAAAUGCUACUUAAAUAAGCUCAUUUUAUUUAGUUGGAUUUUAAUGACUUUUGAAUCCUUUAUGUAUCUUUUGGUUAUUGGUUAGUAAAGGUCUGCUGUGUAGAUAAUAGAUCCCAUUCUAAGGUUCUACUGCUUCUGGUUUCCUUAAAUAGUUGAUUUCCUACAAGCCCUCAAAAGUCUGCAAGAUUUCAACCCCAAAUGUGAGGGAAACUAUUUUUAUAGGGUUCCUUUGCUACCAUCUUGACAGCACAGAGUUUAUUUAAAACUGUAAAUGCUAAUUUUCCAAGAUGUUGGUGCAAAUAAUUUAGAGUUUUUGUUUGUUUUUCUGAAGGAUGAUCUGGAUUGAUGCUUAAGGUGUCUAUUGUCUUUCCAAAUACAACUCUUGACUGGUUUGCUUGAAAUUAUCUGCAGGGGUUUACCACAUUAGAACAGAAGAAGCAGCGGUGAAACCUGUAUGAAUUUCAUAAAACUAAUCAGAUUAUAGUCCCUGUGCAAUUUGGACUGUGGGCAUCUUUAAAUUUAUUUGAUUUGCUAUGGUUAGAAAGGUUCAUUUCCCACAGCAUAAAUUAUGUAAAUGUUUUAUUCUGAAACCAAUAAAAGGAUUUGUAAAGUG
This is a messenger RNA of Girardinichthys multiradiatus, 2549 nucleotides long. It is a transcript of the gene aktip, whose product is annotated as akt interacting protein. The coding region runs from base 240 to 1124 and encodes 294 amino acids. NCBI's taxonomy places the organism in Eukaryota, Metazoa, Chordata, Actinopteri, Cyprinodontiformes, Goodeidae. The transcript has 10 exons. The record is from RefSeq and is a predicted model, not a curated record.